AGAGACUGACAGAUUGAUUAUCUGUCGUCUUGUUGAUUUCUGUUUGAGGUUAUAAAAAUGUGAGAUCUUGAAAACGUAAAUAAAUAUUGGAUUGACUUUUUAUACAGCAUCGUCUGAAAUCUUAGAAUCAUGUUGUACGACGAUUUUAAACCUAUAGUUGAUCUGGUAUUGAACAAUUGGACAGCCUUGCAACUUGCUGUUGAACAUGGAAUGGGUGCACCAGGAGGUGAAAAGACUGCACAGUUGAUGUCAGUGUACAUAGCUCGAUAUUGCGUAGAAAACAUAACAGACGCGGAUGAGCUUGCAGAAGUUAUUGAGGAUCUCAUGGAUGAAGAGUUUGACACAGUCUGUCACGAUAAUUCGCCAAAAGAAAUAGCGAUAGUUCUUCUAUUGUAUCUUGGCCUUUUGAAGGAAGGUAGACAUGACGAAAUCCGAGCUAGACUAGCAGCCAUGCCGAAAUGCCAAAAGUGGCUCAGCCAGCCUAUACACGAAUCUGUACCUCCUCAGUGCCAUGGCAACCCAGAUGAUGACACUACAAGCAGUAGUGAUGAAGAGGAAGCUCUAGAUGAACCAAAUGGAGUAGCUUCAUCAUCUCACCAGAGUCAAGAACCAGAACCAAUGGAAGAAGACGUAGAGCCCGGCUGGACAGUAGUCCGAACACGGAGGAAGAAAUAAGUAUAAAUGUUAUUGUAGAUUUUAACAAAAGCGGCAUGAAUAUGGCCCAUUGUAGUUCAAAAUAACUUCAUGUUACAUUGAUCUAUAUUUUUUCAUUGUGAGAAAAUUUUUACCCGUCAUAAAAGGGUUGUCAUCAUAUUUUUGUAUUUAAUAAGAGUAGGUAUUAAAACUUUAUGAAACUUGUGGCCUCAUUUGCCCAUACAAAGUACAUCGCAAUGUAUUUAUACAUUUUAAAUAUCCAUUCUAUAUGCACUGUUUAAAAUCUCAGCUAAUAUUUGUAAAUGUGAAAACGAGAACCUUUUACGAUUUUUACUUUUUAUUAUUAACAAUUUGAGUGAGUUAUGGAAAUGACGUACGUUCUUCAUUGGAAAUGUUGCAGAGACACUUAGAAAGGUAUCUAAAGACAGGGUAAAGGACAACUUAUCUUGAAGGACGCAAUACCGCAAGCUUUUUUAAAUAGGUAUCCCUAAAAUAAAUUCCUUCCUGCAUUGCAGAGUUGUGUCUAACUUCAUAAAUCAAUUUAAAAAAUACUGGCUGGCAAGAAAUUAAAUAUAAAAAAAUAAUAUUGUGUUUUUUGUUGAUCUAUGUUCGAGUUCGUUAGCUGUUUUAUGCAUGGAAUUAGUAGGUACCUACCUACCUACUAAUUCCAUGGUUUUAUGAUCGAAAUGUCAAAAAAAAUUAAUUUGUAGUAGACCUGCGUUGCGUGUGAUAUGACUUGCAAAAUACAAUGAGUGUAUUCGUUAACUUAUAAACUAUUUUAUCAAAUAAAUAUUGAAUGUUACUUCCA
This is a messenger RNA of Plodia interpunctella (Indianmeal moth), 1462 nucleotides long. RefSeq lists its product as uncharacterized. The transcript has 4 exons. Gene Ontology annotation, biological process: maturation of SSU-rRNA from tricistronic rRNA transcript (SSU-rRNA, 5.8S rRNA, LSU-rRNA). The record is from RefSeq and is a predicted model, not a curated record. Gene Ontology annotation, cellular component: nucleus. Bases 130 to 675 code for a protein of 181 amino acids. Lineage: Eukaryota; Metazoa; Arthropoda; Insecta; Lepidoptera; Pyralidae.